AUCAGCGUUCGGUCCGUUUUCCAAAAUAAUUUCUUCAGUUUAGUGUCGAAAUUUAUCGGUAAAUUAAUGUGACUCUGUUGUUAAAAGAUCCAAAAAGGUGUCCUACCAUAAUAGCUUCAAAAAAGGUGGCUCCAUUCUCUCCCUGCUCGAUGCAGUCAAAUCUAUAUCCGGAAGAUCCCUUAUUUGGCUACUGGAAUGAUCUGGACGGUGGUCCUCCGCCGGGAUUCGGCUUGCCACCACACCAUCCCAUGCAUAGUUCUCCGUUCGAUAACGGAACAUUCGGCUUUGUUCCACCGCCGCCUGUAUCGAUUGCGCUGCCCUGUCCGGUAGAACCGCCUAUGUGUCCACCGAUUCCGUGCCACCCUCCCGGGCCAAUGGGACCAAUGCACAGAAACUUUCCGCGCUACCCUCCAGCUACACUUGCCCCACUGCAGGCGAUGAUCCCGGGACCGGGGCCACCGGGUCCUCCACCUUUGCUGGGUCAAGUAACGCACCAUUUCGCUUCCUUCCCGCAACCUCAGCAUGUGCUUCCUCCGGCACCGGUGCCUCUUCCAAUCCCGUUGGAUCAUGGUCUCGAACGAAAUCAGCUCAAUGACAUGGGCCAGAUGGAGCAGGUCGUGGUCAAGAAUGGGCAGGUGUUUCACAUCAGCUUUCUCGAUGAAACGGGUGAAUCUGAACAGCCUUUGGCGGAACUUCCAACGCCAAGUGCCAGUGACGACGGAGAAAGCGAAGAAAGGGAUUGGAUCAAUUAUGACGAGCUGCCACUGCUGCAAAACGUGGCCGGUGGUGCGACCGAGAACGGUUCGUUCAAGUGUGGAUAUUGCACAAAGGAACUCAAAACUGCGCUGAAUCUUUACGUUCACGAGCAAACGCACAAAACGGACCGGCUGGACUGCAAAACCUGCGGCAAACGGUUCAACCGGAUCGGUAAGCUCGAGCAUCACAUCGCGCAGCACCAUCCGGAAGUGGUGGCCGACGAAGCGGGAACUCCGCUGAGUCCGUCCGGAACUCCGGCGUUGAACGAUUUCAGUAAUUACUGUGUCGAGUGCGAAGAGUUUUUCACCAGCGAAGAGGAACUACAAAAUCACAUGGAGCAGAACCAUCGGCUGAUUGACGAGCCAAAGUCGCCCAAGGAGGCUCGGAAAAGCAUCGGAUGUCCGUUUUGCUUCGAAUCGUUCGAGUGGCCCUGUUUGCUAAAGACACACAUGACAAAACACACGGGGGAAAAGCCAUUUAUUUGCGAACGCUGUAACGUUUCCUUCCGGUUUGUGCAGAGCUUCUAUCGACACAACCGGAGGGUGCACGGGCGGGAGAAAUAGUCUUCAAACGGGUAGCUCAGCCCCGAAUCCGAAACGGCGGUUCGCACCACUAGUGGAACAAUGUUCUAAAGGAAACUCUUUUCUGAAAAGUUAUUAACCUGCAAUUUAGCGAUAAGCACAAACUCCUUACAUAAGGGCAACAAACAAACACACGAUGAGAUUAAUGCGCAAUCUAAAAAAAUAGAGAUUCUUCUUUUAAAUUGGUAUGAAAAACACUAACAUUAAUGAAAAAACUAAAUGAGUACGAUAUUUGUAAUUAAAGUGAAAAGGCUACAAAACAUUUUUGACUCAUCAAAACAAUUUCUUCCGUAGUUAAUCUGGAAAGUCUUUCCACAAACAUCAUCAGUAAAAAGAAACUAUAUUUUGGGACUCAGUUCCAAACACACAAAUAUUUGUUACUUAACCAAGUCUGUGUUACCAGUGUAUACCAUGAUUUACCUUGAAAUGACCUGUGUUAUUUGAUUUACAUACCUGUUAAGUAAAAGUUGUGGAAAUAUCCCCCUCAAACCCUUUUCAUCGGAAAUAACAUUUAAACAAGGAAACACAAAUAUUGCUUUGAGCAUGUUUUAUGUUUUGAUAAAAAAAAAUUAGCAUAUGUGAGUGUGUUGGAGAUGUACAACCGUUUAGUACCUAUUUUUACACGUUUGAUCAAAUAGAUUAUCUUGUUAGGCAGCGAUCUUCCUUGUUUUGAGUGUGUCUUCUAUUACUCACCCAAUUUUUCAGCUAAUAAAUAGUUAUUGGUAAAAUAUAAUUGUAAAAA
Messenger RNA from Culex quinquefasciatus (southern house mosquito), 2079 nucleotides. RefSeq names its product zinc finger protein 26. Gene Ontology annotation, molecular function: DNA-binding transcription factor activity, RNA polymerase II-specific; RNA polymerase II transcription regulatory region sequence-specific DNA binding. The record is from RefSeq and is a predicted model, not a curated record. NCBI's taxonomy places the organism in Eukaryota, Metazoa, Arthropoda, Insecta, Diptera, Culicidae. The transcript is spliced from 2 exons. Gene Ontology annotation, biological process: regulation of transcription by RNA polymerase II. Gene Ontology annotation, cellular component: nucleus. Bases 150 to 1319 code for a protein of 389 amino acids.